UAAUCAUCGACACUCUAUACGAGAUCUUUAAUGCCUGCGUAAGAACUGGCUACAAUCCCACUCACUUCCAGCGCUUAAUUACUGUCGUACUACGUAAAGGCGGCAACAGGGACUAUCGUAUACCCAAGGCGUACAGACCUGUGGCCUUGCUUAACACACUCAGCAAGUUUCUCGAAGCAAUUAUUGCACACCGCAUCAGCUACGCCAUGGAAAGUGAAGGAUUGCUUCCUUCAAGCCACCUAGGUGGCCGUAAAGGAAUAUCCACGGAUCAUGCCAUACAGAUCAUCCUCGAUCGAAUCC
Talaromyces stipitatus ATCC 10500 is the source of this 300-nucleotide messenger RNA. RefSeq lists its product as uncharacterized. NCBI's taxonomy places the organism in Eukaryota, Fungi, Ascomycota, Eurotiomycetes, Eurotiales, Trichocomaceae. The annotation marks the transcript as partial. The record is from RefSeq and is a predicted model, not a curated record. The transcript has a single exon.